Molecule: messenger RNA, 1001 nt
Organism: Trichomycterus rosablanca
Lineage: Eukaryota; Metazoa; Chordata; Actinopteri; Siluriformes; Trichomycteridae
Product: Ferritin, lower subunit-like
Exons: 5
Coding region: 78-602 (174 amino acids)
Biological process (GO): iron ion transport; intracellular iron ion homeostasis
Cellular component (GO): cytoplasm
Molecular function (GO): ferric iron binding; ferrous iron binding
Source: RefSeq, a predicted model, not a curated record
GCGCGACGAAGACAGAGUUACAGUCGUUUUAAAACCAACAACGACUUGUCGUGGAUUAAACUGAAUAAAACUACAAGAUGCAGUCGGUGGUCAGACACAAUCUCCACUCUGACAGUGAAGGAGCCGUCAAUAAGUUGAUCCAUAUCAAGCUUGCAGCAUCUUACACCUACCUUGCUCUGGGUAUGUAUUUUGACCGGGACGAUGUAGCUCUGCCCAAUUUCUCUAGUUUUUUUCUGGAGCGUUCAAAGAAAGAGAGGGAUCAAGCAGAGGAUCUGCUGGAAUAUCAGAACAAAAGGGGUGGAAGAAUCCUGCUUCAGACAAUCACAAAACCAAGCCGUGAGGAUUGGAAAGAAGGCCUGGAUGCCAUUUCUUUCUCCCUGGAAUACCAGAAAUCUCUCAAUGCGUCUCUACUGAAUAUCCACGGCAUUGCAGGAAAACACACAGACCCUCAUCUGUGUGACUUUCUGGAGAAUAACUUCCUACAAGACAGCCACGACACCAUUAAGAAACUGGGCGACUACAUGAGCAGUUUGACACGUCUUACCUCCAGCGAUGGCAACGGCCACAUGGGAGAAUACCUGUUUGACAAACACACUCUGUAAACACUUGUAAGCCCUCCAUCACACUGCUGCUGCAGCUCUUUUGUAUGGCAACCGACUCAUCAGUUUUGUAAACUCACAUUCGGGCAUUGUCGAACGCAGGAGGUACAGUAAUAGUAAUGACAUUUAGGAAUAAGGUUUAGAUAUGAUGCAUUUCACAUGGUCUUUGUCAAAUCUAGGUUUUGUAGUUACAGACUAGCAAACUAAACAAGUGUUUGACAUGCAUCAUAAAUGGAUGACACAAAGUGAAAAUAAAAUAAAACAUAAGCUUUAUUAUGUAAAGUAACAGAGUUUGUUACAUGGUUCACAGGAGCCUACAGGUCUAUUGUCAACCACCGUCAUUGUAUUCUUUUGAAAUUAUGAAAAACUACUAACAAAAUAAAGCCAAAUUAUUUCAAACUA